This is a messenger RNA of Trypanosoma conorhini, 519 nucleotides long. RefSeq lists its product as uncharacterized. NCBI's taxonomy places the organism in Eukaryota, Euglenozoa, Kinetoplastea, Trypanosomatida, Trypanosomatidae. Bases 1 to 519 code for a protein of 172 amino acids. The transcript has a single exon. The record is from RefSeq and is a predicted model, not a curated record.
AUGCGGCGAGUCGUUAAACGCGCGGCGCCUAAUCCCCACCUCCUGGUGCUGUUUCUCUUUGCCAUCACGUACUGCGUCAACGUUCUGAACUGGGUCUUCUACAUCCAACACCUUGGCAAUGGAGUGGGCGAUGCUCUAAUUGCCGCCCAUGUCGCCUUUUCAGUCAUUGGAUGCGUUCUAUUUUUCCUGUUUUCCUCACCUCUUAUUUACUGGUCGUACGUUCGCGCCAGUGAAAUGGCCCCCCAAACGCGGCGAAAUGUGUCAUGCGUUGCCGUUGGUACGUGCUUCUUUUUCCAUGACCUUCCCGUGGGGUGGAUUGAGCUCUACUUGGUGUGGUUUCAUGGGUGGAGAAGCGUCCUGUCGGGUGUAUCGCUCUUUCUCGUUUGGUUUUGCUUUGCCGUCGGCUUCUUUAGGACCUGGAUCGGCUAUACUUGGCUACUUAGCAGGCGACUGCAGUUUUACUACACCGCCCAUCAGGCGUUGACACCGUCGAUGCGAUAUAUGGCGACAGCGUCAUGA